Molecule: messenger RNA, 2071 nt
Organism: Oncorhynchus tshawytscha (Chinook salmon)
Lineage: Eukaryota; Metazoa; Chordata; Actinopteri; Salmoniformes; Salmonidae
Product: ubiquitin domain-containing protein 2
Exons: 3
Coding region: 165-929 (254 amino acids)
Molecular function (GO): protein binding
Source: RefSeq, a predicted model, not a curated record
CCCCCUCUUUUCUUCGUGAGAAGCAGUCACCUUGUGAUGUGUGCUCACUCCGCCUCUUCCCAGCGGAUGCUCGCUCCCUGUCAAUUUAUUUUCUGAGAUGAAGAGUUGAGGAAGGGGGAAAAGAAAACAAGAGGGUCUGCGGGGGUAGCGCAGUUAAAACAUCCAUGGGUGGUUGUGUGGGCAGUCACCAUGAUUCUUCAGGCAGUCUAAACGAAAACUCUGACGGAACUGGAGUGGCUCUUGGGCGUAACCAGGCCUUGAAGAGAGAGAAGCCCAAAUGGAAGAGUGACUAUCCAAUGACGGACGGCCAGCUGCGCAGUAAGCGGGAUGAGUUCUGGGACACUGCGCCCGCCUUCGAGGGCCGCAAGGAGAUCUGGGACGCGCUCAGGGCCGCCGCCCAGGCCUUCGAGAGCAACGACCAUGAACUGGCCCAGGCCAUCAUCGACGGGGCCAGCAUAACAUUGCCACACGGUGCGCUGACUGAGUGCUAUGACGAGCUGGGGAACCGCUACCAGCUGCCAGUCUACUGCCUGUCGCCACCUGUCAACAUGAUCGAGGAGAAGAGUGACCCAGAGAGUCUGGAGGUCAGCGAGCCGCCACCCAGCGAGGGCCAGGAGUGCCAGCUGCGCCUGCGCUUGUCUACGGGCCGGGACCUGCGCCUGGCGGUGAGGACCACGGACACGGUGCAGCACAUGAAGCGCCGGCUGCAGACGGUGGAGGGCGUGGCGGCGGCCACCCAGCGCUGGUUCUUCUCGGGCCGGCCACUCACGGACAAGAUGAAGCUGGAGGAGUUGAAGAUCUCCAGGGACUACGUGGUGCAGGUGAUCGUCAGCCAGCCGCCCGCCCCCCUGCCCACCCAGGCAUCGCCCACCCUUGUACCAGCCACGCCCGCCACACUACCCCAGGACCCCACACCCGUGGAAAACUAGUGCCUGGCACUCGGAGAGGGCAUGCAGGAGGAGAGAGGACCACAAUGGGAGGACCAGCUUGUGUCUAAGAGAGCGAGUGAGAGAGGGGUGGAAGUGUGUGUCUGUGUUGAGGGGGUGUGUGUGUGUGUGUGUGUGUGUGUGUGUGUGUGUGUGUGUGUGUGUGUGUGUGUGUGUGUGUGUGUGUGUGUGUGUGUGUGUGUGUGUGUGUGUGUGUGUGUGUGUGUGUGUGUGUGAAGGAGCUAAGCAGGUAGAAGAUUAGACACGUGUCUGCAAAUGGGCUGAAACAGGACUAGAGAACCAUUGAAAGGGUUUAUUUACAGUUGUGUUUUUUAAGCUGUGUUACCUCCCUCCCUCUUCUCCCUCCUCGACGGGACGGCGAGGUUAUUCUGCAAGGCAUGCUAGGAUAGCAGCAGGGGCGUGUCUGUGUCUCAGCCGGAACAGGAAGACUCCGCCUCCUCGAUUGAAGACAACCAACCAGGAGCAGAAGAGACUCAACCACAAGACAGGACCACCUGCCAACCUGACUUUUAACAAAUCAACCUUUUAUAAAAACUAUUUUUAAAAACUUGUCUUGCUUUUAGUGGAAACUGAACAACCAAAAAAAUAAAGAUCUGGGGAAACUAUAAGGAACGGGGAAGAAUAUACAGUAACAACUUUUUAAUUUUGCAUUGUUUUUACUCUUGUUUUGAUUUCACUGCUGUUGCAUUUUAGUCCUUGUCAUUGUCAAGGAUGAUUCUGUAUUGAUUUGGAGGACUGGGUCAAUGUUCCAGAACCUUACCUGCCUGCCUGCUCUCCAUCUCCUCUAUAGCUUCUAGUCAGUCAGCUGUCUGUCCUUCUAUUGCUCCAUUUGUUAUGCAUCCUACCUGUAACAGUCUUGACCUGUAGCUUCUUUCUGCAGACAUUACAUGUAGCUCUGCCAUUCAACUCUUAAGCAGACGAAUCACAUGCUCUGGACAAUACCUUUUUAAUUCCUGUCUUGGUUUGUGAAGUUAGUAGGCUGUCACUGCGUCAGAUUAGUUCCCUUCUCAUUCUCCAGUGUACAUGUAAACUUGACACUCUCACUCUACAGUUGUCUGUGUGCACCUGAUAUUUGCUUGAGAUGGAAAUACAGUAGGUUUCCAGUUAUUACAGGUGCAGAACUU